AUGGCCCGCCCAAAGCAGACCGGCGCCCGCAAGGCCACUCAGUACCGCGCCAAAGCCAUCCAACACGAGCAGGCCUUUGACCCGCGCAAGAGCCGCAACUCGCACCACUACGACACGUACGACUCGGUCAUGGACGGCGACGAGGACCAGUUCCACCUCAACCGCGACAAGAUGCUCCUCGACGACGGACUCUCGCACUCGCGCACCAAUCCCAACGGUGACGACGACGCCCUCGACAUCCCCGACACGGUCUACGACCUCGACCUCCCCUCGGCGUCCGACUCGGACAACGACGACCAGGUCGACCUCGCCGACGACGACGACGACGACGAGCUGCCGGCCAAGCGCCCCCGCAAGGACUACAAGCGGCCCGACCGCGACGACAAGACCAAGGGCCGCUACGGCCACCAAGUCGACCCCAAGCAGGACGUCGUCUUCCCCUCGUCCGACGAGUCGGGCUCUGACGACGACGACGACGCCGGCGCCGAAGCGCUCGACACGGCCCAGCUCGAGUCGACCCUGUCGUCGGACGACGAGACCUCGUCCCGGCGCAAGGGCAAGAAGAGCGCCGCGUCCGACUCGGACGACUCGGACGACGAGGACCGCUGGGCGGCGGGUCACUACCACGUGAGCCGCCGCGCGCCGGGCGAGGCCGACUCGGAGGACGACGAGGCGCUCGAGCUCGAGGAGCAAGAGGCGCGCCGGCUCCAGAAGCGCGCCAGGGAGCGCAUGAGCGGCGCCGACUUCGGGUUCGACGACGAGGACGAGGACGAGGGCGCGGCCGGCGGCGCGAGGGGAGAUGAGCGGCUCGUGCUCGAUGACGACGUCGACGAGCCGGCGGCGGCGGCGGCGGCGCAGGGCAAGGCGGCGCAGGCUGGCGACGGCGCCGCCGCCGUCGUCGACGCGUCGCAGUUGGGCGAGGCCGAGGCCAUCGCGCACCUGCUCCAGACGCAGCCCGAGACGCUCGCGCUCGUCGACGACUUUGUCCUGACGGCGUCAAAGGUGCGCCAGGUCGCGAGCGACCUCGAGGUCGUGCGCAAGGGCGACGGCAAGGGCGGUGAGCACCCGGCGUUGGCCAUCAUGGAGCUCGAGCACCAGGCCCUCACGACCUACCUCCCGACCCUCGCCUUCUACUUCUCGCUCCUCCUCGCGCCGACCCCACCUCCCGCCGCCCUCGUUGAAAAGGUCCUCGCGCGCCUGUCGUCGCUCCGCGAGCGCCUGGCCACCAUGGAGGAGCUCGACCUCACGAGCACGACCUACGGCGCCGACGAGGACGACGAGGCCGAGGACGAGGAGCUCGAGGACGAGGACGGCGAGGUGAGCGCGCCGAGCGUCGGCCGCCGCCGCGACAUGCUCGCGAGCGAGGCCAUGGACUUCCACGCGUCGCUCGGCGCCGCGGGCUCGGGCUCGGACGACGACGAGGAGGAGGGGAGCGGCGACGAGGACGACGACGAGGACGAGGUGACCGACUCGAUGCUCGCCGGCCUCGACGACGACGAGCUCGAGGCCAUCAUGGGCGAGCUCGGGCCGGGCGACGGCGCCGCCGAGCUCAUGGCGCGCGUGCGCGCCAAGCAGGCUGAGAAGGGCGUGCCUGUUGCGGGCGAGGGCGAGGGCGAGGGCGACGAGGACGACGAGAUGCUCGAGGAGCUGGGGGAGGAGGAGGAGGAGGACAGCGAGGAGGACGAGGAGCGCGCGCGCAUCGAGGCGGCGCGCCGGGCCAAGAAGGAGGCCAAGCGCCUCGGCAAGGGCAAGGGCAGCAGCAGCAGCAGCGUCGGCGUCGUGCCCGCGCUCGCGCCCCUCGCGCGCACCAAGCCCUCCCCCUCCUCCUCCUCCUCCUCCGCCGCCGCACCCCGUCCCUCGUCCUCCUCCCGCGCCGCCUCGGCCGCCUCGGACCUCCUCGACCCACUCGCGCUCUCGGCGUCCGACCGCGCCGACAAGGCCUCGUCGCGCCACACGCUGCGGUUCCACGUGUCCCAAGUGGCGCAAAAAGCGGCCAAGCGCGAGAAGCGCCGCACGGGCCUCGAGGGCGACGACGACGUGCCGCGACGGAGCAAGGAGCAGGCCAGGCGCGAGGUCCUCAAGCGCCAGGAGCACGGCGCGGCAAAGGACGCCAAGGAGCGCGCGGCGCUCGACGAGGGCGAGUUUGACGAGGAGGACAGGAGGGCGGCAAAGGCCGUGCGGGGCGACGAGGCGGGAGACGACGAGGGCGGUGGUGGGGGGGACGCCGACGACGACUACUACGACCUCGUCGCGGCUGAGAAGGACGAGGGCAGGCGGGCCAAGAAGGCCAAGUACGACGACGAGCGCGCGGCCGAGAAGGCCGAGAUCGAGGCGCUCGCCGCGUCGUCCGUCGACGGUCCUCGCGGCGCGUCGCGCAUGAUCCUGGCCAACAAGGGCCUGACGCCCAAGCGCAAGAAGGAGAACCGCAACGCGCGCGUCAAGAAGCGCCGCCAGUACGACGACAAGAAGAAGAAGCUGCGCAGCAUGCAGGCGACGUACGGCGGCGGCGAGGCGAGGACUGGGUACGAGGGCGAGAAGAGCGGCAUCUCGAGGGCGACCGUCAAGUCGGUCAAGCUCGGCUAGAUGGCGCUCUCGCUCUUUGUGCAACGUAGAGCGGUUUUGCACACUC
Rhodotorula graminis WP1 is the source of this 2629-nucleotide messenger RNA. RefSeq lists its product as uncharacterized. The transcript is spliced from 4 exons. Gene Ontology annotation, cellular component: nucleolus; small-subunit processome. Gene Ontology annotation, biological process: maturation of SSU-rRNA from tricistronic rRNA transcript (SSU-rRNA, 5.8S rRNA, LSU-rRNA). NCBI's taxonomy places the organism in Eukaryota, Fungi, Basidiomycota, Microbotryomycetes, Sporidiobolales, Sporidiobolaceae. The coding region runs from base 1 to 2583 and encodes 860 amino acids. The record is from RefSeq and is a predicted model, not a curated record.